This is a messenger RNA of Dendronephthya gigantea, 1959 nucleotides long. RefSeq names its product histone-binding protein RBBP7. The record is from RefSeq and is a predicted model, not a curated record. The transcript is spliced from 18 exons. Gene Ontology annotation, biological process: regulation of gene expression. Gene Ontology annotation, molecular function: histone binding. NCBI's taxonomy places the organism in Eukaryota, Metazoa, Cnidaria, Anthozoa, Malacalcyonacea, Nephtheidae. Bases 318 to 1607 code for a protein of 429 amino acids. Gene Ontology annotation, cellular component: ESC/E(Z) complex; NuRD complex; nucleus.
AUGAUAAACAAUAACAAAAACAACAACAAAAUGUAAAGCGAGCCUUCAAGAACACUUACUGGUAAACAGCAGUUGCCAAAUAGCGCAAACUUUAUGUAGACAGUAUCGAGAUGCAUGUUGGUCACUGAUCUAUAGAUAUGUACUGGAGUUAUAAUGAGAGUACAUCCGGUGGAGUAUACAUAGCUCAGUGUUGAUAAAAUUCUAGCGUUCUGAUUGGUUAAACGAGGUCAUAUGGUAUAAAUCUUUGGCGGGGAAGAAGCACGUUUCGCUUGUAUUGGAAAUUUUGAUUUUCGCGGAGAAAAUUUACCAGCUUUAAAAUGACCGACUCAAAAGAAAACGAACCUUUUGACGACGCUGUGGAAGAAAGGAUAAUUAAUGAAGAGUACAAAAUUUGGAAGAAGAAUACGCCAUUUCUGUAUGACUUGGUUAUGACACACGCAUUAGAAUGGCCUAGUUUGACUGUACAAUGGCUGCCUGAUGUUACUAGACCUGAGGGAAAAGACUAUUCAAAUCAUCGACUAAUAUUAGGAACUCAUACGUCAGAUGAACAAAAUCAUUUGGUAAUUGCCACCGUACAACUUCCAAAUGAUGACACUCAACUUGAUGCGAGCAAUUAUGAUAACGAGAAAGGAGAAUUUGGAGGUUUUGGUUCUGUUAGUGGCAAAAUUGAGAUUGAAAUAAAGAUUAACCAUGAAGGAGAAGUGAACAGAGCAAGAUAUAUGCCUCAAAAUCCAUGCAUCAUUGCCACAAAAACUCCAUCAUCAGAUGUGUUGGUGUUUGAUUAUACUAAACAUCCAUCAAAACCUGAUCCAAAUGGAGGCUGUAACCCUGACCUUAGACUAAAAGGUCAUCAGAAAGAAGGAUAUGGUUUGUCAUGGAAUACCAAUUCCCAUGGAUUGCUACUAAGUGCUUCAGAUGAUCAUACAAUUUGCUUGUGGAAUAUAUCUUCAUCAAUAAAGGAAACAAAAACACUAGAUGCGUUAAGAACAUUUACUGGACAUACAGCUGUUGUUGAGGAUGUUUCUUGGCAUUUAUUGCAUGAAGCACUCUUUGGUUCUGUUGCUGAUGACCACAAAUUGAUGAUUUGGGAUACAAGAUCUUCGAGCAGCAGUAAACCAACACAUUCAGUUGAUGCUCACACAGCUGAGGUAAACUGCCUGUCAUUUAAUCCGUACAGUGAGUAUAUUCUAGCCACUGGCUCAGCCGACAAGACUGUUGCCUUAUGGGAUCUACGAAAUUUAAAAUUAAAACUUCAUUCCUUUGAAUCCCACAAAGAUGAAAUUUUCCAGGUUCAGUGGUCGCCACAUAAUGAAACAAUUCUGGCUUCCAGCGGAACAGACAGAAGAUUACAUGUUUGGGACUUGAGUAAAAUUGGUGAGGAACAAUCGCCUGAAGAUUCUGAAGAUGGUCCACCCGAGCUUUUGUUUAUUCACGGUGGCCAUACCGCAAAGAUCUCGGACUUUUCUUGGAACCCGAAUGAAUCAUGGGUGCUUUGCAGUGUAUCAGAGGAUAAUAUCAUGCAAGUUUGGCAAAUGGCUGAAAAUAUUUAUAACGACGAAGAAAUGGAUACACCUGCGGCUGAGCUUGAACAAGCGGCAGCAUCGUGAAAUCUUUAAACACUUCUAUAUUUUCCGUUGAAUCUUUCCCAUCAAUAAUAGCUGAUGGCGUUUGACGAGGAAACUUCUCCAUCAUAUUCUUCGCAAGCUUAUAGGUUUAUAGAAAAUAUUUAUUUUAUUCUUAGUUCGCAUCCCUUUUUCCCCAUAUACGAUUUUUAGUUGCCUUGUAAGAUAUUUCGAAAUGCUUUAUCUCAAAAAACGAUAAAAAAUCGCUGAGGAUACGUACGGAUUUGUACAGAACAGUUUAGGAUGAUUGUCAUGCAUUAAUAUAGUGUUUAUUAUUUAAAAUUCUAAACUGGUAGUAAUCGAGUCUAGUAAUUUAAACUGGAUAUCAAACUAUAUC